UGGAGGCCAACAGCUCCAUCCACUUGCACUGUAGAGAAUAAACAAUUAAUUCUCUUUGUCCCACUCUGUCUCUGCCCCCGCCUCUGUCUGUCUGUCUGUCCGUCUAUCUGUCUGUGUGAUCAAUUUCUUGACUUCCUCCUUUUGCAGUGGCUGGGCUGAGCAGAGGACAGGAUAUGCUUCACAGUGCUCUCAGUUUCACAGCAGCAGCAGAAGCAGCAGCAGCAGCAGUAGAAGCAGCAGCAGCAGCAGCAGUGAGGACGACACGCUCUGCAGUCAAGAUGAGUGCUGGUGAUGUGGUCUGCAAAGGAUGGCUCAUUAAAUCCCCACCAGAGAAGAAACUAAAAAGAUUUGCAUGGAGAAAACGAUGGUUUGUGCUACGCAGAGGUCGCAUGAGCGGUAACCCCGACGUGCUGGAGUACUAUCAGAGUAAGAACUCCAAAAAGCCAAUCCGCACCAUCGACCUGAGAGACUGUGAGGUGGAGAUCCUGAAUGGGCAGCUCAGAAUAAAGCGCGACUUCCAUGGGAAGCACCUGUUUGUGGUGAAGACCUCUUCUCGCAUUUUUUACCUGGUGGCCAAAACUGAGGAGGAGAUGAACGACUGGAUCAGUAGAAUCAGUCAAAUAUGCCAGUUUGGGAGCCUGGAGGACGCAGAAAGCUCAGAAGAAGGCUGUCCUCACACCCCCACCUCCCUUCAGCUGUCGACUGACAGCUCUGACCAAGCAUCUGUAUCAAGCCUCAUAGAUUCCAGCCAUCCACUGGACUACCUGUUUCUGUCACAGUGUGAGACAGGGAGACUGAGCAGACACAACAGCUUUUCAAACUCUGACAUCUCUCUGGAGCAGAAGUCAGCAGACGAUGUUGUCAAGGACAUUGUCCCUUCACCGCUUUACUCCAAUGCCUCCCCAUCCAUCUCUCAUACCAGCCCCAGUCCAUCACUGUUCCCUGCUGGAAGGUUGAUUAACCCCUCUCUCACUGCUCUGUGCACCCCCAUGGCCUUACCGUCAUCCUCUUCCUCUCCGUUGCAUCACUGUGCCACAAGUGUCUUCCAGUUUGACAGACCUUAUUCUUCUCCAUCAUCAGAGGUAACGGGUGAGAGGCAAACACCUCCUCCACUACCACCCAAGCCUAAUCAGCUGUCAGAGCAGCUCAGUGAUGAAGGCGCUCACAAGCCAAGGUCAAUGAACACACAGCUUUUAUCAAGCCGUGCUGUGCUGUUUCCCCGGAGGACUUCUUUGUCAAGCUUGGACCAUUUCAAAAGGGGAGGUGAUGAUAACAGGUUGAUCAGGAACAGAAGGCAGAGUCUAAAUUUGCCUCGUUUAAAUACCACACCAGUUCAGAGCUACCAAGACGAGUCAUAUGUCCCCAUGUCUUCCCCGUCUCCGGGUGUGUGUGAUGGUUACAUCCCCAUGAGCCCACGGAUGUUCAGCUUCCUCAACACAAGCUGUGAUAUUGAAUCCUCCUCAUCUCUCAGCUCACUGAUGUGUCCGGCAGAAGAUCUCCCUCCACCUCCAAUUCACCGGCACCUCAAGCCCCGCUUGAGGAGAGCUCGGCCCCCACCUCUUGACCUGACAGGUCUUUCUACAAUCACAGAGUGUCCGACUCUCUUUCCUUUGAGCAGAAGCAUGACUGAAUCAUGCUUUUCAGCAAACUCUUUGCUCCUUGAAAGAAAACUGGAGAACGGGGACAUGCUGAGAGAUUUUGAGACAAAUCCCAUCAUAAUGGAGUCAAGGCAACCGUUCUAUCCCACCUCCGAUGGACCAGUUCAACCCUGGGCCAGAAAAUCAAACCUUGACUAUUUGUCCUUAGAUUUCAAUUCUGCAUCUCCCUCCCCAGUGCAGAAGCAGAAAUCCUUUCUUUCUGAUGAGCACAAAGUGGAUUACGUACAGGUGGAUGAGAAGAAGACACAGGCACUGCAAAACACCAAAAUGGAAUGGACAGAUGUUCGUCAGUCAAAGACAUAAACGGGAAGGAGAACCAAGAUCAACAAUAACUCCAGCAAAAUGGAAUACAGUUGUGGAGGACCCACAACUAUUUAAAAGCACUUUGAAAAACAGUAUCAACCCACAAAUGUACAGAGAGCACAUAAGCAGUUAGAGGCAGACAACACACAAUUGCACUGUAAAAUCUGAGUUCAUUCGGAGCAGGUUUUUAUUGUAAAUACCUUGUGAUCAUGCACUGUUUGCAGUUGUUGUAACUGCAGUAUAAAAUUCUACCACAAUUUGCAAAGGGCAUCACAUUGCUUCAUUGUUAUCUUUAAUAAUUCUGUACAAUAACUGAGACUGUAAAGAAAAUAUUUUCAUGAUAAAAAUCUUUUUAAAAAAACAGCCUUUUGAAUCUCUUCAUAUCGUGAAACAAAAUGAUCAAUCUUGAACUUUUUCCUUCUAAACCCUGUUUCUCCAUUAAAAUAAUGAUAACCUGAAUUGUUAUAAUAGUUAAGUGUUUAGCCAUAACUGAGAUGGGAAUUUUACAAAUACACAACAUUAAUUCACAUCAUAAAAAUGAAAAAAGCAACGUGAAACAUCAUAUGUUAUUACACAUAUUUGUUUUAGGUUUUUGCGAUUUAGAUUAUUUCUAUUCAAGAACAAAGAGUACAAGUUUUGUGAAAAAUAUAGAAUGUUUACUAUAAUACACCGAGCUGAGGCUAAACUGUAAUACCCCUAAAGCCCAUCAGGGGACCACAACCCACUCUAGAUGAUACACAGGUACUUGCUGUGCUUCAAACUUCAAUUUCAAAAGCCUGUUGCUUUAUUGUAUUUAAGAUAAAAUAUAUGCGUUAUAUUUAUUAUAGAU
Messenger RNA from Solea solea (common sole), 2790 nucleotides. It is a transcript of the gene gab3, whose product is annotated as GRB2 associated binding protein 3. Lineage: Eukaryota; Metazoa; Chordata; Actinopteri; Pleuronectiformes; Soleidae. Bases 174 to 1961 code for a protein of 595 amino acids. The transcript is spliced from 10 exons. The record is from RefSeq and is a predicted model, not a curated record.